Molecule: messenger RNA, 2232 nt
Organism: Cercopithifilaria johnstoni
Lineage: Eukaryota; Metazoa; Nematoda; Chromadorea; Rhabditida; Onchocercidae
Source: the annotation of a GenBank genome assembly
AUGUUGAGAGGUAACGACAAAGUAAAACUGAGCCGUUCGGACCUUAUCAAGAAAAUUGAAGAACAACAGCUUCAAAUCAUUGAUUAUGAAAAUAAACUGAAAGAUCUAAUUCGUGCUUACAAGGGACUCAGCGCUGAAAGAGAUGCUUUGCAGACAGCAUUUAAAGCUUUGUGCGUACAACAAGAAACUGCAACUUCACUUGAGAAACCAAAAGACAACUUUCAAAAUGAUCAAUCUUGUCUUGAAGCCAUUGCGGAAAAAAAAGAGCUUUCCGAGGAAGACCAAAUCGAGAGCCUAAAAAGGUCUUUAGAAGUAUUAAUAAUUGAAAAAAGUAAACUAGAGGCAGCCUUUCGAUCUGACAGAAAAGCUUUAUUGAUCGAAAAUGAAGCUUUGAAAAAAAGAUUGACAAAAACUGCUAACGAGACUGAAGCGCAAGCUGAAAAGUUGGAAAAUAAGUUGUUGGAAUUGCGGUCAAAAAUAAAGUUGAUAGAAGGAGAUCGUGAAAAAGAAUUGUCAGACCAUGGUUCCGUCCUGGCUGCUAUCCAACAACAAUAUGCAAAGGAAUGUGUCAAUUCGGGACAGCUUGAAAAGCAGAUCACAGAAUUGCAUCAAAAGUUGCGCGAGAAAGACAAAAUAUCUAAAACACUCGAAACGGACAUUGUUUCUUUGAAAGAAGAACUUAGCCGAGCGCAAAGUGAAGUAAAAUUUUGGCAGAAAAGAGCUGAGAAAACACCGGCUAUACAAAUAAUGGAAAGUGAACUUCGGGAUGUAAAGGAAAGCAGUAAAAAUGAAAUUACCGAACUAAAAAGGAAGCUAAUGGAGACUAUGAAUACAGAAAGAGAAAAUCGUCUAUGUGAACUAGAACAAAGACUCCAGGAAUUGUCAGUUGAAACUGGCGAUUUUAAUAUGAUUCGCGCAGAAUUGCAACAUAAAGUGGAUCAGCUGGAGAAAAAAAACAAGGCUUUAGAAGAUGAGAAUGCAUUUCUUGAGGCUUCAAAAUCAGCGAAAGAGGUUGAUGAUGAAUCUACUAAUUUUGAAUCACUGAAACAAAAUUUCAUGGAUAGCGCUCAGAAAUUGCGCAAUAGUAAACGGACAAUCAAUUUCUAUAAUCUGUUAGGCCUAGAUGAGACUUCGUAUGAGCACAAACAGCGUUAUGAAGUUUUGAAGGAUGAGUUCGAAAAAUACAAAUUGAAGGCUGAAACAGUGCUAAAAAGCAGGUCUCUGAAGAAUGAUACUUUGGAAAAUACAGGAAUAUCACAUACGUUAUCAUUAUUACCUGUAAGCGACUGCUCAUCUUGUGCAGCGGCAGAAGCAGAUCUGCGACAUAUGCAUUCAGUUGUGGCCUCGCUUCAUGAUAAACUUCAUUCUCUUGAAAUAGACUACGCUAAUGCAAAAUCCAACUAUGAAGAAAAAACAACCCAACUGCAACUAAAAAUUAUGGAAGUGGAAAUGACGCAAGAAAAUUUGGUUUCUGAUUUGCGCAAUCAAAUGCAUCAAAAGGUGAUCGAAAUGGAAUCUGAGAUGCAAAAGCAACGUGUCCGGGCUCUAGAUAUGCUUGCGGAAAAAGAAAAUGAGUUGGAAAUUGCGAAAGCUGUAUUAGCAUCGAUAAGAAGCCAACCAAAUGUUGACCCAAUAGAUCCUCCGCAGGGUACUUCAUUCCGAUUCGUGAACUAUCGAGAAAGUCGUGCAAAUGACUUGUUUGAAAGUAAUGCGUCUAUUGAUGAAAGACGAAAUGCUGAAAUUCGGAAUGUAAUUGAUCAUUUAAGUGAUGUCGAUUCAUGCUCCAGUAUCAUGGAUGAGCAUCAUUUAGAACAUUUAUCAACUUCAAAUAGUACUCAAGUUCUAUUCCCUAUCCCUGGAACUACAGCCGCCACAGAAACUCGCAAUGUAUUUUACGAACAGCAGCUUGUCAGGAGGGAAAAACAAAUAUUGGAAUUAAGAAAUGCUAUGCGUGUAUCAGAAUUAAAUGUUCGCGAUAUUCAACAAGCAGCUCUCACUAAAGAUUUGCAACAUUUUGAAAUGGUGGAGAAAUUGAAGGAUGAGAUCAGGAUCCUGGAAGGAAAACUGAAAUUUUUAAGUUUCGAUUCAAAUAUGGAGUAUUUACGAAACAUUUUCGUUCAGUUGCUACAUUGUGAUAGUUCUUCUGGUCGUAAACAUAUCCUGAAAGCCAUAGGUGCUGUGUUGAAAUUAAGUGUGGCUGAAAUGCGAGCUAUUGAGAAACGUAGUCUGUAG